GGGUGUGUACGUACCCGUAAUUCGUAGUCGUUAGACUUACGACUGCAGUCCCACCCGCCAAGGCAGUCGGAAUACGUGGCCAAGAGUAUCACGUCAAUUAGAAGCCACACCAGAGACGUGAGCAGAAUUAUCCUGCACAGCGAAGAAUACAAGUUCUAAAAUGGGUCGGACUUCAGAGUGUGAUAUCGAUUUGAACUUGGGUGCGUACAAGUUAAUAACAAACGAGUCAAAACCGCCGGACAUUCGCUUCAACAAGGAGAACAAAUGGGUCGCGGGUGUGCAGAUGUUCGUCUCGUUCCUGCUCGCAGGCUUCGGCAUGGUAGCUGCUAGCCUGCUGUUGGACGUCGUGCAGCACUGGCAAGUUUUCAUCCAAAUAUCGGAGGUGUACAUUCUAGUGCCAGCUCUUCUGGGGUUGAAGGGUAACCUCGAAAUGACUCUAGCUUCUAGGCUAUCAACCCAUGCUCAUCUGGGUCACUUGGACACCAACAUGGCAUCGCUUGCAAUGGGCAACCUAUGCCUCAUACAAUGCCAGGCUGUUGUGGUAGCGUUCCUGGCAGCCUUGGCUGCAGUGGCCAUGGGCUGGAUACCAGAGGGGGAUUUCAACAUUCAUCACGCGUUGCUCCUGGGUGCAUCCAGUGUACUCACAGCAUCUGUAGCCAGUUUUGUCCUUGGUCUAAUAAUGAUCGCAGUAAUUGUAGUAUCUAAGAAGUUAAAUAUAAAUCCAGACAAUGUUGCCACACCAAUAGCGGCUAGCCUGGGCGAUAUAACAACCUUGGCACUAUUGUCUUGGAUAGCAGACCUGUUGUAUAAAUCAAUUGGCAGCAGUCUCAUACUGCCAAGUAUUAUUAUAAUUGUUGGCGCGGUAACCGUUCCUGUAUGUGGGUAUUUAGCGUGGAAAAAUAAUUUCACAAGACAAGCUCUAGAUGAGGGAUGGGUACCAGUUGUCUCUGCCAUGGUUAUUAGUAGUGCUGGUGGUUUAAUUUUGGACUACACAGUUUCAAAUUACAAGGGUAUUGCAGUGUUCCAAUUGGUUAUCAAUGGAAUUGGAGGUAACAUGGCAGCAGUGCAUGCAUCUAGACUAUCAACUGCAUUACACACAGGUGAAAAGAAACAUUCAAUAUUAGGUAGCACUACAAGACUGCUACUCAUGAUGGUGAUACCUGGCCAGUUGAUAUUCAUUUACACUAUUGGUUACUUGAAGGCUGGACACACCUCGGUGACACCUAUAUUUAUUCUUAUUUAUAUGUCUGCUGCCUUGUUACAAGUAUUCUUAUUGUUAACUAUUAGUCAUUAUAUGGUCCUGUUUAUGUGGAAGCUAGGUAUGGAUCCAGAUAACUCCGCCAUACCAUACUUGACUGCCUUGGGUGACCUUUUGGGUACUGCAUUGCUAGGUGCAGCAUUUCAUAUUUUGUAUGCGAUAGGAGAUAAAGACAGUGAUUUAGGUGACUGAAAAUAUAUCCAAUACACUUAAUACUCUAGUGAGAAUAAAUGUUGGGCACAUAGCAUUUGGUACUUAGUCAUGUGCCAUUUAUUUACUUGUGAAUAUAGAUGUACAUAAUGUUGUACUUAAAACAUGUACUUCCUUGGCUAAAUUGAAGCUAUUGAUUUGUAUCAUAUAAUAUAUAUAUAAGUAAUUUAUUGUAAAUCACAAAAGUACUGAUUUGUAUUUGUAAUCUCUAUGGUAGAUUUAUAUUAUAUCAUACUUUUAAAGUACAUACAUGGACUAUGUCAUAUCAUUCAAAGUAGUUACUAAGCAUGUACAGUUAACUGUUAGUAAUUGACUAUAAUAAGCUUUUAGUACAUAAAAAUAAAAUUGCAAAUGUGCUAUUAAUUAAAUUCAAACGAAUUAAAGCCUCCUUUUGUUAGAGUAUUAUCAUUAAUUACAUACAAUUUAAGAGGGAGCAGAGGAA
This is a messenger RNA of Hyposmocoma kahamanoa, 1910 nucleotides long. RefSeq names its product solute carrier family 41 member 1-like. The transcript has 2 exons. The record is from RefSeq and is a predicted model, not a curated record. Bases 161 to 1450 code for a protein of 429 amino acids. Gene Ontology annotation, molecular function: monoatomic cation transmembrane transporter activity. Lineage: Eukaryota; Metazoa; Arthropoda; Insecta; Lepidoptera; Cosmopterigidae. Gene Ontology annotation, cellular component: plasma membrane. Gene Ontology annotation, biological process: monoatomic cation transport.